CAUUCUCAGGAACUGCCCUGCAGCCAGAGUGAAGCUUCAUAAAUAUCUGGCUGGAACCAGACCCUCUGUCAAAUAUCUAGACGAAGUCGGCAGUGCUACAAGCUCAAGAAAUCCCCCUUUGCUUGGUUUGGGAAGCUGCACGUCUUUCCCAUGAAAUUAGCUUGAAUGGGCGCUCUGGCCUCAUCCCUGGGUGCUAAGAUAGCAUCAGCAGUGACCAUGGCUCAAGUUGGUGGGGCGGCCACUGGCACCUUCAUAGCUGGCCUUUCAUCACAGGGGCUCAUGCUGGUAUCUAAGGCUGCCCUGGGCCCUGCAGCCUCUGCCCUGGGCUCUGCAACAACUGCUCUUGGCACCAUCCUGCCGGCGUCCUCUGCCGCUGCUGUCUCUAUGGCUGCUUCCUCAGUUGGAGGCAAGAUUGCCCUAGCUGUAGUUGGAGGAGGGCUGGCUGUGGUGUCUGUGCCCGUGGUGCUGAAUGCUGUGGGCUUCACUGGAGCAGGAAUUGCUGCUUCAUCCCUGGCAGCCAAGAUGAUGUCAGCUACUGCCAUCGCCAAUGGUGGCGGGGUGCCCGCAGGAAGCCUGGUGUCCGUUCUGCAGUCUGUGGGGGCAACUGGACUCACUGCAUCUACUAAAGCCUUACUGGGCACUGUUGUGUCAACUGGGACAGCCCUUGUGGCCACAGCGGCAGGCCUCUAAUAAUUCCAGGCCCUUGCUUGAAGAGGAGAGGACCACAGGAGUAUAGACUGGUGUCCCACAGCUGGGCUGACCCAUGAAGGGACCAGUCCUGAGGUGACAAGGCACCAAAUGCUACAUCCCUAGAGAAAAUAAAGAAUAAAGUGAGUUAUUGCAAACCUA
Chinchilla lanigera (long-tailed chinchilla) is the source of this 849-nucleotide messenger RNA. Its product is annotated as interferon alpha-inducible protein 27, mitochondrial. The record is from RefSeq and is a predicted model, not a curated record. Gene Ontology annotation, cellular component: membrane; mitochondrion. The transcript has 6 exons. Gene Ontology annotation, biological process: apoptotic signaling pathway. NCBI's taxonomy places the organism in Eukaryota, Metazoa, Chordata, Mammalia, Rodentia, Chinchillidae. The coding region runs from base 166 to 690 and encodes 174 amino acids.